This is a messenger RNA of Colletotrichum navitas, 2001 nucleotides long. RefSeq names its product N2,N2-dimethylguanosine tRNA methyltransferase. The record is from RefSeq and is a predicted model, not a curated record. Gene Ontology annotation, biological process: tRNA N2-guanine methylation. The transcript is spliced from 2 exons. Gene Ontology annotation, molecular function: RNA binding; tRNA (guanine(10)-N2)-methyltransferase activity. NCBI's taxonomy places the organism in Eukaryota, Fungi, Ascomycota, Sordariomycetes, Glomerellales, Glomerellaceae. Gene Ontology annotation, cellular component: nucleus. Bases 1 to 2001 code for a protein of 666 amino acids.
AUGAGCGGAGAGGAGCCCGUCAUCACCUACGAUGGCAAAAACUACAGGGGAAUAACGGAGGGCAAGGCCACCAUACUGGUCCCCGCCGAGGUUGAGCAGAAGGGCCAGCAGGUCUUUUACAACCCGAUCCAGCAGUUCAACCGUGACCUUUCUGUUCUUGCCAUCAGAGCGUACGGCCAAGAGGUUGUCGAGAGGAAGGCUGCACAGGCCGCCCAGGUCACUUCUAGGCGCAAGGAUAAGAAGAGGCGGAGGGGCGCCGCGGAUGAGGGCGGCAACCGGCCGGCCAAGGUCCAGAUCACGGACGACGGCAAGGCGGCCGAGACCAAUGCUGAUGGCGAGGCGCAGGCGGUGGAACCGGCGCCCGCGACAUCUGCCGAGGUCGAGGGCACAAAGGUUGAAGGUGAGGCAAAGUCUGGCCCCGAGAAGUCGCGCCCUCGCUUCACCGUCCUGGACGCUUUGUCGGCAUCUGGUCUUCGUGCGCUGCGUUAUUCGCACGAGUUGCCGUUUGUCACCUCGGUGACGGCCAACGACCUCACCAAGAGUGCGAUUGAGUCGAUCAAGCUGAACACGAAGCACAACGGCCUGGAAGAUAUGAUCCAGAUGAGCCAUGACGACGCCAUAGCCCACAUGUACCGGCGCAUCGCGGACGAUCUGACGAACCGGGACCGAUUCGGCAACCCCAGCAAGGAGAACAAGUACGACGUCAUCGACCUGGACCCGUACGGAACCGCUGCGCCUUUCCUGGACGCCGCCGUCCAGGCUGUGAGGGACGAUGGCGGUCUGCUCGCCGUCACCUGCACGGAUGGCAGCCACUGGGCCGGACACUGCUACGCCGAGAAGUGUUUCUCGCUGUAUGGCGGUGCGCCCAUCAAGGGCCUCCACUCGCACGAGGUCGGCAUCCGGCUCAUCCUCCAUGCCCUGACGAGCGCGGCUGCAAAGUACGGCUUGACCAUUGAGCCGCAGCUGUCGCUCUCGAUCGACUUUUACUGCCGGGUGUUCGUCAAGGUGCGUAAGUCGAGGGACGCGGUCAACUACCAGGGCGGCAAGACGAUGAUCAUGUACAACUGCCCGGGAUGCUCGGCGUGGGAGACGCAGCCGAUGGUCCGGACACGGCCUGCGCCCAAGAAGAAGGGGGGCUACUUUUACAAGCACGGGCUGUCGCAGGGCCCGCCCACCGACUCGCACUGCAAGCACUGCGGCUCGAGCAUGCACGCCGCCGGUCCGAUGUACAGCGGCCCGCUGCACAACCCCGACUUCAUCCAGAGCAUCCUCGACCUGCUGCCGACUGUCGACAAGAACGUGUACCAAACGACGUCAAGGAUAGAGGGCAUGCUCCAGACGGCCAUGGAGGAGUACCUUCCCGGGCCCGAGCCCGAGCACGCGGCGGAUCUCGACGCAAAGGACAAGGAGCUGGCGAGGGUGGACCACUACCCCUUCUUCGUCAUGCCGUCGAGGCUGGCGGGUACUCUCAGCACGCAGCAGCCGCCGGACGACAUGUUCCGUGGCGCGCUCAAGCAUCUCGGCUACCGCGUCACCCGCAGCCACUGCCGGCCUGGGAGUGUCAAGACGGACGCGCCGUGGGAAGCGAUCUGGUUCAUCAUGAGGGAAUGGGUCCGCCAGAAGGCACCCGUCCGCACGGAUCGCAUCAACUCGCAGAUGCCGGCAUACAGACUGCUCGGCCUCGACAAGUCGGAAAGCAACGGCGAGGCGAAGGGGUCUACAGGGAGCAACGCAGAGGCUCAAGAGGAGGCCGAGUCCAAGGAUAAGGACGAGCAGGCAGCACUUCCACGGGACACGCAGGCGCCCGCCGACGUCGAGAUGGAGGGUUCUGCGGAGGAGGCCGAGGCGACGGACAAGAGCGAGGAGGAGCUGCGCAAGACGCUUGUGUUCGACGACAAGCUCGCAAAGCUCGGCAAGCGCAAGGAGCAGAGGAAGCUGGUCCGAUACCAGAUGAACCCGCGGGAGAACUGGGGUCCGAUGACGCGGGCGAAGGGAGCGUAA